Mya arenaria is the source of this 1964-nucleotide messenger RNA. Its product is annotated as nuclear receptor ROR-gamma-like. The transcript has 8 exons. NCBI's taxonomy places the organism in Eukaryota, Metazoa, Mollusca, Bivalvia, Myida, Myidae. Gene Ontology annotation, molecular function: DNA-binding transcription factor activity; zinc ion binding; sequence-specific DNA binding. Gene Ontology annotation, biological process: regulation of DNA-templated transcription. The coding region runs from base 118 to 1824 and encodes 568 amino acids. The record is from RefSeq and is a predicted model, not a curated record.
UCAAUUCUUUUCAUAAAUAUAUUUGACCUGAGAAGGAUUGCGCGGCUUGGUCAUAAUUCAGAACAUUGCUAUCUUCGUCUCGUUUAGCUACUUCAAGCCGACCAUGCAUUACAUUCAAUGAAAUCUGUUUUGAUAUUCGCUGUGCACUACUUGUUCUUAAAUAAGGAAUAUUACAAAAAGGAAUGCUUGGUACCGAGACAAUGGACGAAGGUACAUUGGUCGAUUCAAAGACUCCGACACCAACUGGAAUCUGCAGUCACGAACCGGUUGAAAAGACGGUUACGCCUCGUGAAGAUGGAACCCGCGGGCGGAAGAGGAAGCAGUCCAAAGCGCGUCUGUUGGCGGGUGACAACAUGCUGUUUCCGCCAUGUAAGGUGUGCGGAAGGAGCGCCACAGGCUUCCAUUUCGGCGUCAUCACGUGCGAGGCGUGCGUUUUUCCGGCGCGCGUUGAUCCACAAGCAGGCGUACAUGUGCCUAGGAGACGGGAGCUGUGACGUCACAACUGCGGAACGGAAGUCGGUCAUCUGCUCAGCCUGUAGACUCCAGAAGUGCAUGACGCUCGGCAUGAGCACGAACAGUGUUCGAAAAGGUCGUUAUUCGGUCGCGCUGAGGACACAGGCGAUAGUGGAGGCAAAGACGCUGCGAGGGGAGGACCCAGGGGUAAUGAUAGCCACCCGAUCUCCAAUCCCGUCCUCGCGGGCUGCCGACACUACCCAGUCGUUAGAAGAGACAAAGAGGCAUCGGGAAGAGGACACAUGCCUUAUGGUAGCUACCCGGUGUUCCCCGUCCCCGUCCUCACAAGUUGACGCCGUUAGCGAGGACGCACAGUCAAUCGCUUGUUCAGAGGAUAGACAAACACGACCUGGGAAAGGCGUUCAAUCACCAUCGAGUAUACAAGCGGUAUUCGAGACGGAUGCCUCUCCCGGAAGUAUCAGCCAGAUCCCGGAUGCCCUGGAGCUGUCCGUAGAACGGUUCGUGCCGCUUGGGGAACUGGAUCUGCUCAUAGACACGCUGGUUUCGUGCCAGGAUCUUGUGUACCCGAAUAUUCGCAGGCAGCUCGCGUUCUCCAGGGAUAUUCAACAAUGCCAGAUAAAAACAUAUGAGGAAUUAAAGGCAAAGAAGGAGAUGUUCGCCCGUCUGUUCGGGGAGUCUAACGCGCCGACUACGGAGGAGUUUCAGACGAUCUUCGCUGAGACGGGCAUCGACGUUGACGACCGACUGGCCCACUUCAACAUGAAGGGAAGACACAUGGAGGCGACCAUCGCGCAGAACAUCAACUUCGUCAAGAUCAUCCCCGGCUUCCGGCACCUCUGCCCCCAAGACGUGUCCAAGCUCAUAAAGGCGUCUCAUAUGGAGUUCUGGCUGUUUGUUAACUACCUCCUGGUCAAUAACAAACUUGGGCUUGCGGUCAGCUGUGACGGCUCCCGCUCAUCCACCAAGGAGCAGAUCUGCAAGUUCUGGUGCUCCGAAUGGGUGGACCGCUACUUCCGGUUCACGGAUUCCCUGCACGCGCUCAGCCUCUCGGCCGAAGAGAUCGCCCUGCUCAGGGUUAUCAUCCUGACGUUCACCGAUAGAUGUUCAUUACUUAAGCCAGCUCCAAUAUCGGCACUGCAGGAGAAGUUUGUCGAAUGUCUCCGCUACCAGAUAUCGAAGACGCAGCAAAAUCCGGAUACGCGUUUGCGCAUGUUCAUGGACCGCCUCCUGGCAGUGCGUGAACUCACGGAAAUUAACAUGCGAAGUAACCGGAAGUUCCUGCAGGAGUGGAACUUUGUCAUCCAGGAUUUCCCGCUCUGGUGGGAGAUGCUGUCUUUCGAUGAAAUUUAGUAGUGUAGUUCUCCUUUCUCACUAUGUAUGUGGUCUACGUGUUGUUCUUGUCAGUACAUGUAUUUUUUGUUAAAAUUCAAAAUGGUAAAUGCCAAAAAUAUGUUUUUGAAUUAAUUGAUAUAAAUAAAGUUCAAAUGGGU